AGUUAGUAAAAAAGCUUCCAUCAACAAGUUGUUUACAAAUUCCACGCUUUUGCCUAUUUUUGCGCAUUUUUACUAAAAUUUUUGGGUUUAAUCCUAUUGUGGUCACUUCUUGGACUGAUCUGCAUUCGCAACAGUCGUGGGAGAAUAUGAAAUUGGUGGAGAAAGUAAUUCUGGAAGUUGGAAGACGCUAUUUGACUCAGUGAAUCCCCAUGGGAGCCUGCAUGACGGUGGAUCGUGAAAAAAUCACAGCGCAGCGGCGCAGUGAGGAAAUUGACAAAGAAUUGGAUGCUCUGGCAAAGGAACAUCCCAGAAUACUCAAGAUCUUACUUCUUGGAGCUGGAGAGAGUGGCAAGAGUACACUGGUGAAGCAAAUGAAGAUUAUUCACUCUGAUGGUUUCACACCGUCUGAAUUGAGUGCUUUCCGGCCGACAGUGCUGGACAAUUUGCUGUCCAGCAUGAAGUAUGUUCUGAGUGGAAUGGGAUUGCUGAGAAUCAAUCUCGAGCAUGCUUCCAAUAAGAUUUAUGCGGAAAUUGUGCUAGCAAGUCCCAGUUGCUUCAACAUGGAAUUUCAGAUUGUGGAAAAAGUGAGAAUGGCUCUGAGGAUUCUGUGGAAAGAUCGAGGAGUAAGACUAGCAGUGGCCAGAGGCUAUGACUAUGAACUCAAUGACUCAGCGCUGUAUCUGUUUGAGAAUAUGGACAGAAUCUGUGCUGACAACUAUAUCCCAUCGCCAACAGACGUCCUCAGAGCCCGUGUCCGGACAAAUGGGAUUAUCGAGACGAAUUUCCGGAUCAAUGAUAACAUUAUCAGUAUGUACGACGUCGGAGGACAGAGAUCGCAGCGGAGAAAGUGGGUUUACUGUUUUGAAGAUGUUCGAGCUGUUCUGUUUGUCGUAGCUCUCAGUGGCUUCGAUAUGACCCUCCUGGAGGAUUCUACAGUAAAUCGCCUAGAGGAGAGUCUCAAUCUUUUUGAGCAGAUUGUCAACAAUAGAUGGUUCAAGGAAGCAUCUUUUGUUCUUUUCCUCAACAAAUUGGAUCUCUUCAGGGAAAAGAUAAUGUCUUCUGGGAGGCAUCUGAGGCUCUUCUUUCCCGACUACAAGGGACCAGAUAAGAAUAUCGACGAGGCAGCUCUCUUCAUUCAGAACAAGUUCCUGCAGCGCAAUCACAAUGACCGGAAGGUCAUUUGUCCGCAUUUCACCACCGCCACAGACACUGCCAACGUACAAACUGUCUUCCAGGUCGUCAUGGAGACGGUCAUCAAGGAGAAUCUCGGAAAUGUGACACUCCUGUAGGACUCCAAUAUGCCCGGUAAAUUGCACGAGUUGGCGCUCUCUUUCUCUUUCUAUCGCUCUUCAGGUAAGUUCUCUCUAAAAAUGGGGAUUCCUCUGGGAGGGAUGAUCACGAAAGAUCGAUUUGCUUGAAUUAAUAAGAGUUCCUUUGAUCUUGUUUCUUGAAAAUUCAGAGAUUUCCCCAAAAAUUAUAAAUUCAUACAAUUUGAUCCAGGGGCGUAGUCAGGAUUUUAGUAAGAGGGGGACCAAAUUGAAGGGCCAACUCAGAGACACGACAUUUGCUAAGUUUCCCAUAUGUUUCUAGCGCGCAGAAAAAACUUUUGGGUUUAUUAGCUGUUUUCUGUCAGUGAAAAAUAAAUUAGUGAAUAAUAGUAAUACAAAAUAAAAGCCAAUUUAAUAUAGAAUAGGCAACCGAAAAUCUCAAAUUGAUAACCUACGUAGUUUUGGAGAUAUCUCGUGAAAUGUGUACGAAAACAGGGAAAAAUUUACACUAAAAUCGGUCGCAUUUUUCAGAGCUAAUGUCACCCUCCUGGGACAACAGUUUUUCGAACGAAAAAAACAAGUUUUUUAUUUAAAAAAAAAUAAUAAGAUCCUUAUUGUGACCAUUAGGAAAAAGGUAGGGAAAUGUGCCCAUGCUUCGUACGACCCCAAGCUUUGUAAUAAUUUUCGCAAUUUUAAAAAGUGGAAACUUUCCUCUCAAGGUAAAAAAUUUCGGCACAUAUUUGUUUCAAAAUGCAGCUCGUCCACGGACACCGAAAAUUUUUGGAACAAAUUUGUACCUUCUAAGAGGAACAAAAAGAUACCCAAUAUUAGUAACGAAUUUGUUCCAAUAAAUUAGCUCGUCUAGUAUAAAAUCGUAUCCCUCUCACACUCAGUCACCCGUCACCAACGAAGCAAGGACGCCAACAAAUCUGUAGCAAUUUUCGUGCUACAUGGUUUCACUUUUUUAAUUCGAGAUUCCCUUCCCCUCCUGCUGCCAGCACUCGCAUAUGAAUUCGUCAUGCACGCGUCUGUAUAAAACACUCUCAAGUUGCUUUUUAUUCGAUGUUCCUCAUGAACUUUCGCCACCGAAAUCCAUCUCGACUGAAGUAUAUGCCUUAACUGUAAGACGAAAUCACUUACACGGAUGUGUUCCCGACAAUGGGAACAAAAAGAUUUCCCAUAUGAAUAACAAUUUCGUUCCAAAAAUUACCUUGUCCACGGACACCGAAAAUUUUUGGAACAAAUAUGUUACAGAUGUAGGAAUAAUAUUGUUAUAAAAAAAUGUACCAAUUUAAUUCCUGGCAGUAGGAAAAAACAGGCGAGUGCAACAAAUUCUAUUCCAACUUAAAGGAAAAAAAAUGUAUAAAACCAAAUCAACUCAAAUUUGUAAACAUUCCACCGUAUCAAAACGGUUUCGAAGAAAACUCUAACAAAAUUGUAACUAUAUUUCGUAACAAAACUGUAAUGAAAACUUUUUGGAACAAACAAAUAUUUUCUAUAUGUACAAAUUGAUUCCAAAAAAAUUUGUUCCAAGGAAAACUUGUUCCAAUAUUUUGGUCAGUGUACAAAAGUUUUUACCGUGUAGUUUUUAAAAUAUCCGUGCGACGAGUCACAUUUAUUGAGAAACAUAAGAAAAAUUUAGUCAUCAUGAAGCUUGGGAUCGUACGAAGCAUGGGCACUUUCCCCUACUGCUUUUCGAAGAAUUUUUUUUGUUUAUUCGAUUUCGGCACCGUUUUUGUCCGAUUUAUAGAAAGGGUACAAAAACGUUCUCAUGGAUCUGAGUGGCUUUUUAUUGAAAAAAUUGCAUUUUAUGUCCCAAAAUUACAUAUGUGAAGCUUAGAGGCAAAAUGGAACAUAUCCUAUGCUUUAGCCAUAGGAUAAAUUCCAUUUUGCCACUGAGCUACAUAUCAUUGCUCCAAAAAUGGCUUUCAGACCUUUUUUUAGACUUUACACUUGACAAAUCUGCACGAAUCCUAUUUUAAUCUGAUUUUGAUGAUUUUAAGUGAUUCAGAUAACUCAUAAAAAGUUUUCAUUUUAUUUUAUAUAUUUUGUUUUAAUGAAAUGGGAUAAUGGGAAUAAAAGCAGAUUCAGUUUUCCUUUAAAACUUCCUAAAAACUACUUUCCAACUUCCUUGAAAUCAUAAAUCCAUUUCCACAUCGAUCUUUUUUUAUGAUCUCAAAUUAUUUCCAAGGACAAAAACAUUUGCAUAAAAAAAAUCUAAAACCUGUACUAAAAUAUUUCCUAAAUAGCUUUUUUAGAUUGGAGAUUAUAAAAAGAAAAAAAAAUAAUAUUAUAUGUAUUUAUAAUUAAAAACCUAAUGUAAAUUCAAUCUUUC
Phlebotomus papatasi is the source of this 3603-nucleotide messenger RNA. RefSeq names its product guanine nucleotide-binding protein G(o) subunit alpha-like. Gene Ontology annotation, cellular component: heterotrimeric G-protein complex. Gene Ontology annotation, biological process: adenylate cyclase-modulating G protein-coupled receptor signaling pathway. The transcript has 2 exons. Gene Ontology annotation, molecular function: guanyl nucleotide binding; G-protein beta/gamma-subunit complex binding; G protein-coupled receptor binding. The record is from RefSeq and is a predicted model, not a curated record. Bases 210 to 1289 code for a protein of 359 amino acids. Lineage: Eukaryota; Metazoa; Arthropoda; Insecta; Diptera; Psychodidae.